Messenger RNA from Linum trigynum, 3991 nucleotides. NCBI's taxonomy places the organism in Eukaryota, Viridiplantae, Streptophyta, Magnoliopsida, Malpighiales, Linaceae. The record is from the annotation of a GenBank genome assembly.
GACAUUUUCGUAAUGUUGUGGUCGUCGAAAUGCCAUUUUCUUUGGAUUUUGAAGGCUACAGAUCACGGAUUCAGCCUGAGACUAUUCUUCAACGAUGAUUAAGUCCAUUAAGCACCGAUUUGGAGGAUUUAUUCCGGGUCAAUUUUUCUAGAUUGCAAAGGGGUACCAUCACAGAUUUUGGUCGAUUUUUCCGAAAUGCCAUUUUCUUUCGAUUCUGGAUGCUACAGAUCACGAAAUCUGGCCGAGGCUAUUCUCCACCGAUAAUGAAGUCUAUUGAUCCUAUUCUCCACGGAUGAUAAGUCCAUCAAACACCGAUUUGGGCCAAUUUAUUUUCGAAUGGCAUUUUCGUAAUUUUGUGGGCGUCGAAAUGCCAUUUUCUUUGGAUUUUGAAGGCUAUAGAUCACGGUUCGGCCUGAGACUAUUCUUCAACGAUGACUAAGUCCAUUUAGCACCGAUUUGGGCGGAUUUAUUCCGGGGCAAUUUUUGGCAGAUUGCAAAGGGGUACCAUCACAGAUUUUUGUCGAUUUUUCCGAAAUGCCAUUUUCUUUCGAUUCUGGAGGCUACAGAUCACGAAAUCAGGCCGAGGCUAUUCCCCACCGAUAAUGAAGUCUAUUGAUCCUAUUCUCCACGGGUGAUAACUCCAUUAAACACCAAUUUGGGCCAAUUUAUUUUCGGAUGACAUUUUCGUAAUGUUGUGGUCGUCGAAAUGCCAUUUUCUUUGGAUUUUGAAGGCUACAGAUCAUGGAUUCAGCCUGAGACUAUUCUUCAACGAUGAUUAAGUCCAUUAAGCACCGAUUUUGGCGGAUUUAUUCCGGGUCAAUUUUUGAAGAUUGCAAAGGGGGUACCAUCACAGAUUUUGGUCGAUUUUUCCGAAAUGCCAUUUUCUUUCUAUUCUGGAAGCUACAAAUCACGAAAUCAGGCCGAGGCUAUUCUCCACCGAUAAUGAAGUCUAUUGAUCCUCUUCUCCACGGAUGAUAAGUCCAUUAAUCACCGAUUUGGGCCAAUUUAUUUUCGGAUGACAUUUUCAUAAUUUUGUGGGCGUCGAAAUGCCAUUUUCUUUGGAUUUUGAAGGGUACAGAUCACGGAUUCGGCCUGAGACUAUUCUUCAACGAUGAAUAAGUCCAUUAAGCUCCGAUUUGGGCGGAUUUAUUCCGGGUCAAUUUUUGGCAGAUUGCAAAGUGGUACCAUCACAAAUUUUGGGGGUUUUUCCGAAAUGCCAUUUUCUUCGAUUCUGGAGGCUACAGAUCACGAAAUUAGGCCGAGGCUAUUCUCCACCGAUAAUGAAGUCUAUUGAACCUAUUCUCAACGGAUGAUAAGUCCAUUAAACACCAAUUUGGGCCAAUUUAUUUUCGGAUGACAUUUUCGUAAUGUUGUGGUCGUCGAAAUGCCAUUUUCUUUGGAUUUUGAAGGCUACAGAUCAUGGAUUCAGCCUGAGACUAUUCUUCAACGAUGACUAAGUCCAUUAAGCACCGAUUUGGGCGGAUUUAUUCCAGGUCAAUUUUUGGCAGAUUGCAAAGUGGUACCAUUACAGAUUUUAGGCAAUUUUUCCGAAAUGCCAUUUUCUUUUGAUUCUGAAGGAUACAGAUCACGAAAUCAGGCCGAGGCUAUUCUCCACCGAUAAUGAAGUCUAUUGAUCCUAUUCUCCACGGAUGAUAAGUCUAUUAAACACGGAUUUGGGCCACUUUAUUUUCGGAUGGCAUUUUCGUAAUUUUGUGGCCGUCGAAAUGCCAUUUUCUUUGGAUUUUGAAGGCUACAGAUCACGGAUUCGGCCUGAGACUAUUCUUCAACGAUGACUAAGUACAUUAAGCACCGAUUUGGGCGGAUUUAUUCCGGGUCAAUUUUUGGCAAAUUGAAAAGGGGUACCAUCACAGAUUUUGGACGAUUUUUCCGAAAUGCCAUUUUCUUUCGAUUCUGGAUGCUACAGAUCACGAAAUCAGGCCGAGGCUAUUCUCCACCGAUAAUGAAGUCUAUUGAUCCUAUUCUCCACGGAUGAUAAGUCCAUCAAACACCGAUUUGGGCCAAUUUAUUUUCGAAUGGCAUUUUCGUAAUUUUGUGGGCGUCGAAAUGCCAUUUUCAUUGGAUUUUGAAGGCUACAGAUCACGGAUUCGGCCUGAGACUAUUCUUCAAUGAUGACUAAGUCCAUUAAGCACCAAUUAUGGCGGAUUUAUUCCGGGUCAAUUUUUGGCAGAUUGCAAAGUGGUACCAUCACAGAUUUUGGGCGAUUUUUCCGAAAUGCCAUUUUCUUUCGAUUCUGGAGGCUACAGAUCAUGAAAUCAGGCCGAGGCUAUUCUCCACCGAUAAUAAAGUCUAUUGAUCCUAUUCUCCACGAAUGAUAAGUCUAUUAAACACCAAUUUGUGCCAAUUUACUUUCGGAUGGCAUUUUCGUAAUUUUGUGUGCGUCGAAAUGCCAUUUUCUUUGGAUUUUGAAGGCUACAGAUCACGGAUUCGGCCUGAGACUAUUCUUCAACGAUGACUAAGUCCAUUAAGCACCGAUUUGGGCGGAUUUAUUUCGCGUCAAUUUUUGGCAGAUUGCAAAGGGGUACCAUCACAGAUUUUGGGCGAUUUUUCGGAAAUGUCAUUUUCUUUCGAUUCUGGAGACUACAGAUCACGAAAUCAGGCCGAGGCUAUUCUCCACCGAUAAUGAAGUCUAUUGAUCCUAUUCUCCACGGAUGAUAAGCCCAUUAAACACUGAUUUGUGCCAAUUUAUUUUCGGAUGGCAUUUUCGUAAUUUUGUGGGAAUCGAAAUGCCAUUUUCUUUGGAUUUUGAAGGAUACAGAUCAUGAAUUCGCCCUGAGACUAUUCUUCAACGAUGACUAAGUCCAUUAAGCACCGAUUUGGGUGGAUUAAUUCCGGGUCAAUUUUUGGCAGAUUGCAUAGGGGUACCAUCACAGAUUUUUGGCGAUUUUUCCGAAAUGCCAUUUUCUUUCGAUUCUGGAGGCUACAGAUCACGAAAUCAGGCCGAGGCUAUUCUCCAUCGAUAAUGAAGUCUAUUGAUCCUAUUCUCCACGAAUGAUAAGUCCAUUAAGCACCGAUUUGGGCCAAUUUAUUUUCGGAUGACAUUUUCGUAAUUUUGUGGGAUUUGAAAUGCCAUUUUCUUUGGAUUUUGAAGGCUACAGAUCACGGAUUCAGCCUGAGACUAUUCUUCAACGAUGACUAAGUCCAUUAAGCACCGAUUUGAGCGGAUUUAUUCCGGGUCAAUUUUUGGCAGAUUGCACAGGGUUACCAUCACAGAUUUUGGGCGAUUUUUCCGAAAUGCCAUUUUCUUUCGAUUCCGGAGGCUACAGAUCAUGAAAUCAGGCCGAGGCUAUUCUCCACCGAUAAUGAAGUCUAUUGAUUCUAUUCUCCAUGGUAUAAGUCCAUUAAACACCGAUUUGGGCCAAUUUAUUUUCGGAUGGCAUUUUCGUAAUUUUGUGUGCGUCGAAAUGCCAUUUUCUUUGGAUUUUGAAGGCUACCGAUCAUGGAUUCGGCCUGAGACUAUUCUUCAACGAUGACUAAGUCCAUUAAAACACGAUUUUGGAUAAGAACCGCUGUUGUCGUAUCCCUAGAAAAUGGUGGUAAACACGGACUCACUUGCCAAACUAGUUUGGAUUGAGAUUUUUAUCUGGUAUCAGGGAACCAUGUAAUUAUAAAUUAGACUUGAUCAAAACGGGCCAAAACUUGAAAUUCAUCCGGUUUGAGCGACUCAUGCCAAAUUCUAAUUAUUCUUUACUUUUAAAUUUCUAUUUGAAAAUAAAAAAUAGUGAAAGAAAAGAGAUGACUGCAAUUCGCCAUUUGCACAUCACUUAUUUGGGAAUAAAACCAUAGAAAUUCAAAUGGAACUGAAAAUGUUUAGGAUCAUUUUAAUGUUUAAAAUAACCAAAUAGAUCUUUAUGUUUAGUUUUUUACUAACAAAUACCAAACGAUUCCCUAUAAAAUACACUAUAAUUUGAUCAUUAUGAUAUCAAAUAAUUAUAUAAUAUUUAUUUGAAAUGAUUAAAAUUAGACUAAUUGG